This is a messenger RNA of Asterias rubens (European starfish), 4430 nucleotides long. RefSeq names its product ankycorbin-like. The coding region runs from base 378 to 1775 and encodes 465 amino acids. Gene Ontology annotation, molecular function: protein binding. NCBI's taxonomy places the organism in Eukaryota, Metazoa, Echinodermata, Asteroidea, Forcipulatida, Asteriidae. The record is from RefSeq and is a predicted model, not a curated record. The transcript is spliced from 7 exons.
AGUGAUUCUAACUUUGGAAGACGUGUAGCACGGGAGAAAACAGCCCCGAAUUCUCGAAUGAAUUGAGCUUUAAUUUGAUAAAGUUAAGCAUAUGCCGCAUUGACAUUAUUUACGGUUAGUUUGUUUGUCGAGUUGCUCGCUAGCUAGCCGUUCCUGCCUACUGCCUGCUGCCGCAUGUUGCAUAUGUAACCUUGGGCUUGGCUCUCAUUGAUUCAGUGUCAUGACUAGCAAUGAGGCCAGCACUGGGUAGAUCAUAUUUAUUUUGGGGCUGUCCAGCUGUGUAGUACGUUGUAAGUGCUCCCAUAUAGUACUUUAGUAGACUAGCUCAGAGAGAGUCAGACUGUAGAGGAUGUACAUUACAUCAUAAACUGUUUAGUAUGGCUGAGAAGAGUGGAGGUCGAGGUGUCACGGGACAAAGAGGCAAAUAUUUUGAUCUUAGAGUCAAACUUUUUACCAAUGAAGUUUUCCCAGUUCGAGAUGUCUACAAUGAAAUGAAGGUUAGGGCUCUUAAAGCUAGGAUGGAGUUUGUGACUGGAGUUCCGAGUCAUCUUCAGAGGUUGACGUACUUGGAUGGAGCUGAUAUGAUGGAUGAUAGUGAUAUUAAACAUCAUGAUAUUGUUCCUGGUGCCGUUAUUAAUCUUGAUGUAUGGUAUACAUGGAAAACUCUUAUACAAGCUGCUGCUGAUGGAGAAACAGAUACGUUACUGAAGCUUGGAGUUACUAAAGACAGUAAAUACAAUACUCCAAACUCUGAGGCAAUGAAUGAACGGUCAAAGGCAACUUGGUUAGCUGAGAGGGCGUUUGUAGCUCUGUGUAUUGCAUCACAUAGAGGACAUGUAGUACUUGUACAGAAACUUAUUGAUGGAGGAUCAGAUGUUCAUGACAAAACACCGAAUGGUCGUACAGCACUUCACAUCACUGCUGCCCAGGGUAAGAAUAAUGCAGUAGAAGUCUUACUGAAUAAUGGAGCAACUAUUGAAGAUCCUGACAAUGAGGGAAAGAGUGCACUCGUUCUGGCUGGUCUAUGGGGACAUAAAUCAUGCGAGCGUCAAAUAUUCCUCUUCCAGUGGCAACAGAGGGCAGCAAAACAAAAGCCUAUCUCUGACAGUGGACAGCUACUUGCGCAUCAGAUGUAUGACUCAAAACUCAAGACGUGGCUAACCGGUCCAGAAGCUCAGUUGUAUUAUUCCCAGAUCCUUCCACCGGGAGAGUUCUCAGGAACGGGUUUGUCGGCUCCGAGGAGAUCCAUAUCACCUCGACCAAGUUCCGCACCUUUGGAACGGGGAGUGGAUGAGACGAUAAGAAACGGAAAGUUAAUGGAAGGGAAUAGAGGGACUCAGGUCUCGCUAGGAACUGAGUCUUUAAAGUCAUUGAGGAUAGCUGAUUCAAAGAAGACUAGCCCCAGCAAGGGACGAUAUGCUAGCCCAUUUCAAGAAGCUAAAUCCAAAGCAUCUGGUGACAAGAAAUCUUAUGACGACUGGCUGGCGCAGAAAAAAGCUAAAGAACGCCGGCAGGCAGAAUCCAAACGCAAGGUCAUACAACAAGAAAAGAUCAAAGUAGAAGAUGAACAACGAGCCGUUCAAGAGAAGGAGAAAUCUUAUGAAACGUGGCUGAAGGAGCAGAAAGCAGCGGCUAAAGGUAAAGGGAAAGGAGGUCCUGCAUUACAGAGCAGAUCCCCAGAGAGAGGAGUUGUCACUCCGGAUGAUAAAGGGUUAGACUUAAUGAAGAUUAGGAAAGAAAUGGAUAUCUUACAUCCUGUACAAGUACAUCACUGAAGAACUUCAACAAAAUCUCAGCUUCUCAAGAAACUGUCAUCCUGUAUAAGUACUUCACUGAAGAAGAACUUCCAAUUAACUCGUCUUUACAAGAAACUGUCAUCCUGAAGUACUUCACUGAAGAUAGACCAAGAAGGUCCUUAAGAUCUUCCAAAUUACUCGGCUUCUCAAGAAACUGUCUUCAUGUUUUACCUUUGAAAGUCCUUCUUCAAUGAUGCAUCAUGAUGAAAUUUUAUCCGAUUCUCUGACGAGUCAUAGAUUGACUCGGAGUGGUGAUCUGAAAUAUUCCUUUUAUCCGUCCAAAGGUUUGUGUGAAACCUUGAAAUUGGACAACCUUUUACUUUUAACUGUACUAGUAAGAUAUCGUGUAUUUAUGUAAAUUAGUGGUGGUGGGAUUUUGUGGUUAUUUUAAUGCAUCCUUUAUUCUGUGAUUGCACAAAGUAAGUUUAGCAACCAGUUUAAACUGGGUAGAUCAGUUUUGUGAGAUGGGUUGAAGGUACUAGGGCCUAUAUAUGGAUUUUUUGGGGGUCAAUGAAAUCUGUGGAACGUUGAACAGUAAUCUUGUUUAAGUGGAUGCAAUUUGAGCCUGUAAAACCGGAUAGAGUGACAAUUGUAAUAGGUUACAGUUGCAGGGGUUUGAAAGAGAUUUGAAAACAAUUUAUGAAAAACUUGCACUUUUAAUAGAGUUUAGGUUGAAUAUUUAUAUAAAAUUAAAUGCUUGCUGCUUGUAUUUAUUGUCGUCCAGUACAUCAUGAAGGCAGCUAGGUCUAACUUUAGCGCUGUUGAACCUGUUAAGGUUCAACAGCGCUAAAGUUGGACCUUUAAAAAGGUCAAGUCAGGCUGGGGAGGUUCUUGAGCAAUACAGGCCCAGAAAGGGAUGACAAAAAGCAUUGCUUAUAGGCCUACAAUUUUUCUUGAGCAAAUUAGCAGAGAACCUGAAGCACAAUACAAAGCAUGGUUCUUUGUGGUUACUCAUUUUCUGCUGAGCAAAUUUGUCUUUACAAAGCAGCUUUAUUGCUAAACUGUUCCUGAUGCAAUUUUGUCUUUGCCUUGGAAAUAAUGUGCCUUGGUAAACAUGAAUAUACUAUCAUUGUGGAUCAAGCAUAUUUAAAGUUGUUUUACUUUACAAUGUUUCAGUGCGUUAACAUAAGAUUCAAACUGGCCUCUUUUGACCAUGCAUUUUGGGUGGUCUAGAGCGGUGAGACAUCUACUCUAGAAUGUGUGUCGGGGUUCGAAUCCCACCUGAGUAGUAAUGCCUGUGAAUUAUUGUCCACAUGACAGGGGGCAGUGCUUAUCACACAUCAGUGUAGAGUAAAACAACAAUUACUGCUCUAUGAAAUUGUUUCAAUAAUAACUUGACAAAUUGUUUUGUAAUGGGAACCAUAAAAUAACAUAUUCAGCAGGGGAUUUAUUGACAGAAAUCAAUUUGAGUCACUCAAUUCUCUAAUAUUUAAUUAAUGAGAAAAAGACUCUACUAAUAAUUCUAUUGCCAAAGAAGGUUUUCUGUAUAUAAAGAAAAAAAUAAGCUACUUAAGAACAAAAAGUGACUAUAAAUGUAAACCGACAAAACAAUCUGACAUUCAAGUUGCUGUAUCUAAGAAAGAAUUCAAUCACGAAACAGCUAAGUCUUAAUUUUUAACCUGUUUGAAGUGUAUUUGACAGUAGCUUUGAGUAAUUGUAUUAUUAUUAAAUGUUUCAAAUCUACCUCUGUGCAUUAUGUAAAACAUUUAUGUACGGAUAAGAAUCAUGUCUAAGAUGUGUCACUCUACAAUAAUGAUAUAUCUAUUCUGAUUUUGAAAAUGUCAUGGUGGAAACUCCAUGAUGGUUUGCAGAAAGAACAAAUGUUCUUUCUUAAAAGUACGGUUCAGAAAUUUGCAUGGUUUAAAAGUCUAUAGAGGUUUCAGUGAUACCAAAGAAGUGUGUUUUGUAAUAAGGUGUGCGCAACAUUGGUAAGUGUGAAAAUACUCAUUAAGAAGAAUAUGAAACUUGACAUGGUGGGAGUAUAAUCAGGUUUAUGGUAGCAGCAUGCAUCUCUUUUGACUAGUUUUGGUUCCGAGUUGUCAACCACCGGUUCUUUUCAGACCCAACACUGCUCAAAAUAGAUUUACACAUGGUGCUGCCGUAACCUCACGGUAAGAGUUGUCCAUCACCGGUUCUUUUCAGAACCAACACUGCUCAAAAUAGAUUUACACAUGGUGCUUCGGCAUAUCUCGCCAGCAAAUAUUCAAUGUUCACUGGUCAGCACAAAAAUUGAAUGGUGUAUCAGAUGUGCUUGGUGGGGAGCUUCACUGGAUGUGUUUUUGCUUGAGUAUAACGAAGAAGUUUUGAUUUCAAGGGUUGAUGUUUGAAAUAGGUGACAACUCUGAUGUCUGUUUACUGUGAUGACGAUUGAGCUUGAACAUUCACAGGUUUGUUAUUCCACAUAAUGUUGAAUCAAACGAAGUGUGAAUACUGGUCUUUGACACUUGCCAAUGUUGUCCACCUGCCUUAAGAGUAGAGAUGUGGAAUUUUGCAUGAUGUGUCUCUUAAAAAAACUAGACUUGUGUUUUUUCAGAAGGAAAUUAUUUCCAAGAUGUGACUAUUAAAGGCAGUGGACACUAAUGGUAAUUACUCAAAAUAAUUAUAAGCAUAAAACCUUACUUGGUGACAAGUAAU